AUGUCAUCGCAAGAUCCUCUUGAUCAUUUCGUUAAAGGGUAUCCGAAACUGGCUGCGCAGAUGGAGAUACUACCUGAGCUCGCCGUAUUCCGCAGGUUUGGGGCCCUCAAUGCUCAAAACCUGCUGUACAUGCAGGCUGAGCUUACGUAUCUGGAGAAUAAGCUACGAGAGCGGCAGCUGGCCGACCACAUGGAUCCAUCGGGGAAGAGGGUAGCAUUUGCUCUGAACUGGUUCUGGCUCCGUGAAUCCGCAAACACUGGCACAGGUGAACAACUGGAAUUAGUAAUGAAGAUUAGGAAAACGCUCAAAGAGUACAAUGAUGCUUUAACACAACAAGCCAAGAUUCUCAAGUACCCUCAGCCUAGCACUUGGGAUCUCCACCACAUCCAAAACUAUCUCCAGUCUGCGGCAAUGGGCGAUCUUGCGUUAAACGGACCCGACGCAGAGAUAUGGGGCUCUGCCUGUAAUCGAAAGUCCUACAAGCCGGACCUGGUGACGCUAUGUCCGCGCGCAAAGAAGGACGCCUUUUCCGCGUGGGCUGCAGAGAGUACCAUCACCAACCUCUUCAGGUGUGGCUGUGCUCGACACAUGAAGCCUUCUCGCGUUCAUGGAGUGGUCGGCUACGAAGAUAGCACUAUCUAUCGCAUCACCUAUUGGAUCACCAGUAUCCUCGCAUCUCUCAUACCGAUAGCGUCCAUUGCCGUGCUAUAUCGCGUUCAGUCCAUGACUGCUCGACUUGGGAUCAUUGCUGGGUUCAAUGUUUUGGUUUCUAUUUGCUUGAUGGGUUUGGCCAAUGCGAAACGCGCCGAGGUGUUUGCUAUUACUGCUGCGUGA
Alternaria infectoria is the source of this 834-nucleotide messenger RNA. RefSeq lists its product as uncharacterized. The transcript has 2 exons. NCBI's taxonomy places the organism in Eukaryota, Fungi, Ascomycota, Dothideomycetes, Pleosporales, Pleosporaceae. The record is from RefSeq and is a predicted model, not a curated record. The coding region runs from base 1 to 834 and encodes 277 amino acids.